CAUCUAUUUUUUAACUUUAACUUUUUUAAACUCUCUCUUUGUUAACUUUUUUUUUAAAUAAUAUCCAGCAGCAUCACUUUAUAAUUUUUUUAUUUCGUUUAUCGUUACGUUGCAUUGAAUUUUUAUCUUGCCUUUCUGCUUAUUUUUCCGGAUGUUUGGAUAUUUGCUAUAUAAAAUAGUCUGUAAUUUAGCCGGUUUUUUAUAUCCAGCUUACGCCUCCUUUAAGGCUAUUAAAGCUAAUGACACAAAAAUUAUUUUACCAUGGCUAAUAUAUUGGAUUGUAAUGGCUUUUUUCACUCUUGGCGAAGGAAUUGCGGAUAGUUUAAUAUUCUGGUUCCCAUUUUAUUAUGAGAUGAAAAUUCUUUUUAUAUUGUGGUUAAUUCUCCCACAAACACGGGGUGCAGCUUAUUUAUACGAUAAUUACAUCGAUCCAACACUUACAUUUCAUCAAAAAGAAAUUGAUUCGACCUUGGGAAUGGCACAAGAAAAAGCAACAAGUACAGGCGUUGAAUGGGGAAGACACGGACUUGCUACGUUACAAGAAUUAGGUCAACAAAUAAUAAAAGGGCGAACAAGUUUUUAACACUAUACCAUCCAAAGCUAAUUUAAUAUAUUAGCUUUUCAUGAUUCAGUAUAGAUUAUAAGAUUAGAAAUUGAGCUUGUCACUAUGUCCAUAUUUUUUGCAACUGUAUCAAAUUUACUAUAAUGAAUCAAAUAAAUAUAAACAUAAGUUUUGAAGUAAAAGAGCUUAAGGAGGAGCGAAUUUCAAACCAUUA
Molecule: messenger RNA, 776 nt
Organism: Rhizophagus irregularis DAOM 181602=DAOM 197198
Lineage: Eukaryota; Fungi; Glomeromycota; Glomeromycetes; Glomerales; Glomeraceae
Cellular component (GO): endoplasmic reticulum membrane; cytoplasmic microtubule
Molecular function (GO): microtubule binding
Source: RefSeq, a predicted model, not a curated record